This is a messenger RNA of Hipposideros armiger (great roundleaf bat), 1601 nucleotides long. It is a transcript of the gene ADGRE3, whose product is annotated as adhesion G protein-coupled receptor E3. NCBI's taxonomy places the organism in Eukaryota, Metazoa, Chordata, Mammalia, Chiroptera, Hipposideridae. The record is from RefSeq and is a predicted model, not a curated record. Gene Ontology annotation, cellular component: plasma membrane. The transcript is spliced from 12 exons. Gene Ontology annotation, molecular function: G protein-coupled receptor activity; calcium ion binding. Gene Ontology annotation, biological process: cell surface receptor signaling pathway; adenylate cyclase-activating G protein-coupled receptor signaling pathway. The annotation marks the transcript as partial.
UUGGAAAAAUGUAAAGAUAUUGAUGAAUGUAAACCACCCAUUGGUAUAUAUUGUGGAGCAAAUGCUCGAUGUCAGAAUGUUGAAGGAAGUUUCUACUGUCUCUGUGACCCUGGAUACAAACUCCUCUCUGGAGAUGCACAAUUCAAGGAUUCUAAUGAGAACACUUGUCAGAAGAUCACCUCUUCAGACACAACCAAAGGCAGCCAACAGGCACAGGUGUGGCGAUCAUGGGCACGUGACAGGCGUGGGGCAAGGAAGGUGAUGGAAGAAAUGGUGCUGGCACUUUAUUUUUCUGUUGCUUCAGGUCCCAGUGCAGUUGCCUUUAUUUCAUACUCUUCUUUUGGAAACAUCAUAAAUGCAACUUUUUUUGAUGAGAUGAAUGAGAAAGAUCGAGUUUACCUGAACUCCCAAGUAGUGAGCGCAGCUAUUGGACCCAAAAGGAACACAUCUCUCUCCAACUCUGUGAUUGUGAGUUUUCAGCAAGUGAAGGUGGGCUCAGCUGCCCGCGCCAUGGCCUACCUCUUCACCAUCAUCAACAGCCUGCAGGGCGUCUUCAUCUUCCUGGUCUACUGCGUCCUCAGCCAGCAGGAGGAGGACCCUGCCCUGGCUGUGAUCACCUAUGUGGGGCUGAGCCUGUCUCUGCUGUGCCUCCUCCUGGCGGCCCUCACCUUCCUGCUGUGCAAAGCCAUCCAGAACACCAGCACCUCCCUCCACCUGCAGCUCUCGCUCUGCCUCUUCCUGGCUCACCUGCUCUUCCUCACGGCCAUCGACAGAACUGAGCCCGAGGUGCUGUGCGCCAUCAUCGCGGGUGCCUUACACUACCUCUACCUGGCCUCCUUCACCUGGAUGCUGCUGGAGGGCCUGCACCUCUUCCUCACUGCACGCAACCUGACUGUGGUCAACUACUCCAGCAUGAGCAGGUUCAUGAAGUGGCUCAUGUUCCCUGUGGGCUACGGAGUCCCGGCUGUGAUUGUGGCCAUUUCGGCAGCUUCCAGGCCUCACCUUUAUGGAACACCUGAUCGCUGCUGGCUCCAACUGCAACAAGGAUUCAUCUGGGUUUUCCUUGGUCCUAUCUGUGCUAUUAUCUGUGUGAAUUUAGUAUUUUUUCUCUUGGUCCUUUGGAUUUUAAAGAGGAAGCUCUCCUCCCUCAACAGUGAUGUGUCAACCAUCCAGAAUACGAACAUGGAGGAGGGUGGCCACUGGUCCAGAGAUGGCUGUUUCCUGAUACAAAAGAACAAGACUCAUACCAUGUGCAAUUGUACCCACCUGUCCAGUUUCGCUGUCCUCGUGGCCUUCACCAGCCAGGUCCGAAAGUGGUUGAGAGACAUCAUCAAACCUAAAUCUGAGUCUGAGACUUACACACUUAGCAGCAGGUUUGGCCAUUACUCAAAACCCAGUGUGGACAACUGAAGAGAAAAUAUUAAAACUAGAACAUUCAACUCCAUAUGGAAAGUCAUAUCCGUGGAUCUGGUUGGCAUCAUGAAGAAUGAAGCUGAGGGCAAGGGGAAUCUUUAUACAAACCAUCCUUGGAGAAGAAAUGUUUAACCUAUACUUCCUGAAGUGUUUGUUCUGCAUAAUGGGCUAUCAAUAAAUGUGUGUUA